Rubroshorea leprosula is the source of this 1413-nucleotide messenger RNA. NCBI's taxonomy places the organism in Eukaryota, Viridiplantae, Streptophyta, Magnoliopsida, Malvales, Dipterocarpaceae. The record is from the annotation of a GenBank genome assembly.
AUUAAUAUUGCCGUCUGUCAGACUGUCACCUCAACAACUACAAAAUCAACACGCUAGCCGGCUUGAGCACCUUUGCUGUUGUUUGUUUUUCUCUCGUUUCAAGAGGCUUGUCCCUAGUACACCAUUAUGUGAGAAAACUGAGAAGUGGGAAAGGAAGAUUGGAGCUACUGGAAAUUGUUGGGAUGGGCGGUAUGGAAAGAAAGAUCUCCAACCUAUAUUUGUUGGAUAUUCUUUCCGAUGCCACCCAUUCCCAUGAUUUCCAGUUGUUGUUCCCUUUCCCUUCUAGUUCUACUUCAGAUCUGGGUUGUUGCCUACUCCGCCGCUUGUGAUGUAAAUACAGAAAUAGUUGUUGCCUUUUCUCGGGAACUUGGUUGCAUUUGUGGUUUUGAUGUUUGGCUUGAUUCCACUAUGAUAUGUAGGAAUUAGAAACUCAAAUAAAAUCCUCUAAGCUGAAAGUAGAUGGGUGAGUGGGUAAUGAAAAAUGACUCAAUCAGUCGUAUGAGGAUGGUUGGAUAUUGAGUCUUUUAAGAGUAUUCUUUCUGGUUCUCUCAAAGUUUUGGAAUGUGGUUUGACUUUUAAAGAUGUCCUGAAUCUAACAUGGGUUGAGGACUGUUGAAGAAAUUUUUUAUGAAAAGGAAGGGACUUGGAGGAGAAGGGAGACACACGGGAGUUCCCUCUCUGUUGAGGUGAAAACUCAUUUUUUUCAUUCAUUUUCUGCCAUUAUAUAGCAGAAACUUCAUAGUACAUAAAGGUAAUUUUCUCACCCAAUACUUAUCUAAUACAUUUAAUGCAAGAUUACAUUAAAAGACUUGCUGCCACUUGUGCAGCUUCAUUUCCUUUCAUUUGCUGCCACUUGUGCAGCUUCAUGUGGCUGUACUUGCUGCUACUUUGCAGCCUCAUUUGCAUUUCAUCUGCAUUUCAUUACAGCCUCAUUUCAUCAACAUUUUCAGCAUAGCUUGCUGCACUCUGCUGCUACCGUGCUUUGGUGCAGCCUUCCUUCUUCAUUUGCUGCCACCUGUGCAGCUUUCUUUCCAUUUGCUGCCUCUUGUGCAGCUUUGACACCACAGCUCCAACAAGGACAUUAAGGAUGCAUGUCUAUCCAUCACCAUGCCUAAUCGUAUUCUUUAGCAGGAUUAGAGUUACCUCAUUUAACUGUUGUCAGGUAAAACGUGAUUUAUAAUUUCCAAAUUUUGGUGACUUUACUGGGGAAUCAGUCUACCACUGGUAAGGUUUCUGACCAAGAUUGGGAUCCUGGAUCUGGACUGUCUGUAACCAUUCCUCUAUUUUGGGUUUUACUUUGCAAAUUCUGUCAUACAGAGCUGCACUUCAAAUUGGAAGUGGCAUUUUCCAAGAUGGUAAUUUCCUCAGCUGCAACUUAAGUAUGGAAAUUGGAAAUAACAAUGUUAUGGAAAC